Messenger RNA from Botrytis deweyae, 1578 nucleotides. RefSeq lists its product as uncharacterized. The transcript is spliced from 3 exons. Bases 1 to 1578 code for a protein of 525 amino acids. Gene Ontology annotation, molecular function: UDP-glycosyltransferase activity. The record is from RefSeq and is a predicted model, not a curated record. NCBI's taxonomy places the organism in Eukaryota, Fungi, Ascomycota, Leotiomycetes, Helotiales, Sclerotiniaceae.
AUGUUCAAACGGCCUUUUUACUUUUCUCUCGCGGCAACUUUUGCCUGCAUAGCAUAUUUAUAUGCCGGAACGUCACCACAGGGCGAAGAAAAUCACGUCGCUAAAAAGAUUGGAGAAUGGCGUGGAAAGAAUAACACUGUCUUGUUUGUCACGAAUAGUGAACAUGGAUUUGCAAAUGUCUUUUUGGCAACUAGUCAUGCUUUACUCACGGAAUACAAUGAUCUCGACAUCCAUUUCGCCACGUUUGAAAAACUAAAAGAUGACAUUACUAUGAUCUCUAAUUUCGCACUAAACACGGGAAGUAAAAGAACUAUUACUUUCCACGAAUUGAAAGGUCCAUCAUACAAGAAAUUUUUGAACGGUGGUGGCUUCAAAGUUGAUUCGGCGAUCAACUCACCUUCACUCGCGGAUUUCAACAGAUUUUGCAGUAAUUUGGAAAAAAUGGUGAUGCCCUGGACAGCUCCCGAUUAUCUUGAUAUCUACAAAGAGAUCUCUGAUAUAUUGGAGACUGUAGAUCCGAGUAUUGUGGCUGUAGACCCAGUGUUUGGUCCGGGCGUUGAUGCUGUGAGAGCCCAGGGACGUAAUCAUGUCAUUAUCUCACCAAAUACUCUGAAAGAUAGUUUUGCAAAGUAUCAACCUUGGGGAGCUGUACUUUGGAAGUAUCCAGUUUUAAGUUCCGCAUUCCCAUAUCCAGUGCCCUGGCACCUUAUCCCUUCAAACAUAUACAGGAACCUGCGUCUCGCAUACAGCGUGCUAUUCGCUCCAACUACUUCUUCCAAGCGCGCAUAUCUUAAAGAAAACGGAAUUGCAAAACCCAUGGAUUUUUUCACUGUCUAUCACAAGGACUAUCCAUGGAUAUCUCAAAGUUCUCAAGAACUCGAAUAUCCUCUCGACAUAAUUCCUGAGAAUGUAGUCCAAUGCGGGCCCAUUUUUCUCUCGACAGCAACAGCCGCAGAACAAGAUCCAGAAUUAUCUGAAUGGCUUAAUAAUUCUCCAACAGUAUUGAUAAAUCUAGGAAGUGUGGUAGACUACGACCACAAUGCCGCAACCGAAAUGGCAAAAGCGAUCAGAAUUCUGCUCGACAAUACUACCGUCCAGGUACUAUGGAAAUUCAACAAACGCCACCCAUUCACCGAUGAAUUCCUCGAUAUAAUCUCUCCGGAUCUCGAAUCAGGACGUAUAAGGAUGUCCGAAUGGAUAAAAGUCGAUCCGGCGGUAUUGUUAGAGACAGGAAAUAUCAUUGCUUCGGUCCAUCAUGGAGGAGCAAAUUGUUUCUAUGAAGCUAUUGGAACGGGUAUUCCUCAAGUCGUAUUACCCCUGUGGGUUGAUCUUUAUGAUUAUGCAGUAAAGGCUGAGUACUUGGGUGUGGGGGUUUGGGGUAGUAGGAAGGCGGCUCCUUAUUGGAAAGCGGACGAAUUAAGCACUGCAUUUUUGCAAGUCGUAGGAGAUAGCGAAGAGGCAAUUUCGAUGCGCAAAAAAGCAAGGGAAUUAAGUUUACCAUACAAAGCAAAGCCAGGUCGCAUAACCGCGGCUCACGAACUGGCAAAAUUAGCACGAUCCCCAGGCUCGUCCCUGUGA